Aureobasidium subglaciale EXF-2481 is the source of this 804-nucleotide messenger RNA. RefSeq lists its product as uncharacterized. NCBI's taxonomy places the organism in Eukaryota, Fungi, Ascomycota, Dothideomycetes, Dothideales, Saccotheciaceae. Gene Ontology annotation, molecular function: water channel activity. Gene Ontology annotation, biological process: transmembrane transport. The record is from RefSeq and is a predicted model, not a curated record. The transcript has 2 exons. The annotation marks the transcript as partial. Gene Ontology annotation, cellular component: plasma membrane.
ACAGAGAUCCUCUCAGACUUUGUAGCCAUGAUAGGUGAAUUUGUCGGCACGACAAUGUUUCUCUUCUUCGCCUUUGCCGGUACACAAGUUGCCAAUAUCGGCACUGCAGAGACCACGACAACCACGAAUGCAACUAACGGCUUCUCUCCUAUCGUCCUCAUGUAUACCGCUGUGUCCUUCGGCUUCUCCCUCAUGGUAAACGUCUGGAUCUUCUUCCGCAUCUCCGGCGGCCUCUUCAACCCCGCCGUCACUCUUGCUAUGGUUAUGGUAAAGUCCCUAGAUUACGUUCGCGGCUCUCUUCUCUUUCUGGCACAAAUCUCGGGCAGUCUCUUGGCUUCAGUGCUUGUGAGGGCACUCUUCCCAACCCCAUUGAAUGUUCGCACGACAUUGAGCGAAGGGACGAGCAGAGCGAGAGGAGUCUUCAUCGAAGCCAUCUUGACCGCAGAACUGGUGUUUACAAUCUUCAUGCUCGCCAAGGAAAAGCAUAGAGCUACAUACAUGGCUCCCGUAGGCAUCGGCCUCGCCCUCUUCAUCGCAGAAUUGGUCGGUGUGUUUUACACCGGUGGCUCCCUCAAUCCAGCUAGAUCAUUUGGUCCUUGCGCUGUCACUGGUGUUUGGGAUACAAUAGACUGGAUUUAUUGGCUUGGCCCUGCAUUGGGAGCGCUUAUUGCGGUGGUGUUUUAUAAGUUUAUCAAGAUUUUGGAGUAUGAGAUUGCGAAUCCGGGCCAGGACGCUGCGCAUGAGGAUGAGCAGGUGCCUCAAAGUCGCGAUGGGUUUUUGAGGAAGAAGGAUGAGGAAGCGUGA